AUGGAAGAUAAAGGAAACAUGACCAAAACCAUCAACAGUUUUGUUCUCCUGGGCUUCACAACGUCCCGACCUAUCCAAGUGUUGCUGUUCUUUAUCUUUCUAUUUGCAUACAUACUGACUCUUGUGGAGAACACACUAGUCAUUGUCAUUGUUUGGACAAGUUCAAAGUUACACAAACCCAUGUAUUUCUUCCUGGGACACUUGUCUUUCCUGGAACUAUGGUAUAUUAAUGUUAUUGUGCCUAAGUUGCUACUAAUAUUCCUGAUUGAGAGCAGACAUAUUUCACUGAUUGGUUGUAUAUUCCAGCUUUAUUUUUUCCUUUUUUUGGGUUGCACAGAGUGCGCAAUGCUAGCUGUUAUGGCAUUUGAUAGAUAUGUUGCAGUCUGCCACCCUUUGCGCUAUGUCACCAUCAUGAACCAGCAUUUUUGCAUUGUUCUGGUAUCUGGCUCAUGGCUUACCGGGCUCUGUAUAUCUUUAAUUAAGAUUUACUUUAUUUCUUGUUUAAGUUUUUGUCGUUCAGGACACAUAAAUCACUUUUAUUGUGAUGUUUCACCUAUACUUAACCUGUCCUGCACAGACAUGAGGAUGGCUGAGCUUGUUGAUUUUGUCCUUGCUUUAUUUAUUCUUCUUGCCCCACUUUUGUUAACUUCGUUUUCUUACUUUUGCAUCCUGGUCACAAUACUGCGUAUUCCAACCUCAAGUGGACGCAAAAAAGCCUUUUCUACGUGUGCCUCACACUUAGCUGUGGUUGUCAUCUUUUAUGCUGCAAUUCUCUUCAUGUAUGCCAGGCCAAGUAGAGCUCAGUCAUUCAACUCCAACAAAUUGGUAUCUGUGUUCUACACAGUGAUAACCCCCUUGCUGAAUCCAAUUAUCUACUGCCUAAGGAACAAGGAUUUCAAAAAGGCUCUACUGAAAUUGGUGUAUUCAAAAGAUGGAUUUUAA
Molecule: messenger RNA, 942 nt
Organism: Bombina bombina (fire-bellied toad)
Lineage: Eukaryota; Metazoa; Chordata; Amphibia; Anura; Bombinatoridae
Product: olfactory receptor 6B1-like
Exons: 1
Coding region: 1-942 (313 amino acids)
Biological process (GO): G protein-coupled receptor signaling pathway
Cellular component (GO): membrane
Molecular function (GO): G protein-coupled receptor activity; olfactory receptor activity
Source: RefSeq, a predicted model, not a curated record